Pseudogymnoascus verrucosus is the source of this 566-nucleotide messenger RNA. It is a transcript of the gene MDM35, whose product is annotated as Mitochondrial Distribution and Morphology. The record is from RefSeq and is a predicted model, not a curated record. The coding region runs from base 46 to 288 and encodes 80 amino acids. NCBI's taxonomy places the organism in Eukaryota, Fungi, Ascomycota, Leotiomycetes, Thelebolales, Thelebolaceae. The transcript has 4 exons.
AGGACCGGCUUCUCAGCAACAAUAUCAAGGGCAACAAACACAAAAAUGUCAGCGUCUUUGGCACCUGAGUGCAAUGAAGUUAAGGAGCGCUACGAUACCUGCUUUCUGAAGUGGUAUAGUGAAAAAUAUUUACGUGGAAACGGCGCCACAGAUGAAUGCGCUGGGCUUUUUAAAGAGUACAAGGCGUGCCUGACGGGUGCACUGAAGAGCCGCGGCAUUGACAAGAUGCUCGCCGAUGCUCGAGAGGAUCACAAGGAGAAUGACGCUUCAAAUCUUCGGAGGAAGUAGAAAGACUUGAGUUAAUCAUGGGAACCCUGUGCUUGCAGGUCAUGCCCUUGUGGUUUCGGCGUUCAGCGCUAUAUACUGUACUAUUAUAUUUGCAACUCUUCCUGGCAUAGUCGAGCAGAAUAUUUAGACGGCGUCAAGGAGAUCUCGCCCAUCAUAUCGAAUUUACAAAACCUCCUAUUCAGAUCAAGGGACUGUGCUUAAGUUUGUAUUUCAAGGGAUGGCUGCUCCUUGCAGAUAGAAUAAUUUAACUGUUAUAACCCGUGCAGAUAAGAUAAUAG